Molecule: messenger RNA, 2164 nt
Organism: Oncorhynchus tshawytscha (Chinook salmon)
Lineage: Eukaryota; Metazoa; Chordata; Actinopteri; Salmoniformes; Salmonidae
Product: BTB/POZ domain-containing protein 17-like
Exons: 3
Coding region: 161-1654 (497 amino acids)
Molecular function (GO): protein binding
Source: RefSeq, a predicted model, not a curated record
GGGACGGGGAGUCAGGGCGCCACAACGGGGAAACCCACCUCUUGCACACACUCACACAAAGACAUUAAGCACUAAGGGGAAGACGGAAAGAGUGAAACGAAGAAAAAGAAGGAACAGAGAAGAGAGAGAGAGAGAGAGAGGGGGAUAUAUAUGACUAGAUAUGGCACACACCUAUGAAGGAGGAAUCCCUGCCCAGGUCUAUCUGGGAACCCUGCUCGUGGCUCUUUGCUUCCACCCCAUCUCCGUUGGAGGAGUUGACCCGGUGUUGAAUGGGAUCCCUACAUCUUCUCUUCCUGCAGCCGCGCUGAAGCAGGAGGUGGCGCUGGAGAAUGGCGCCACAACGCUGAAUCACUCCAUGGCAAUGGUGCAGCGCAUGGAAGGUCUUCUGGCCCAAGGCAACGGCAGUGAUGUGGCCCUCCGCGUGCAGACGGUCAACACGGAUGAGGUGAAGGUGAUCCAGGCGCACACGCUGGUGCUCUCGCUGCAGAGCGAGGUGUUUGAGGAGCUGCUGCUCAGCCACAACACCAGCACCUUGGUCCUGAGAGAGCCUGCCGACUGUGCUGCUGUCUUUGACAAGUUCAUCAGGUACCUCUACUGCGGUGACAUCUCAGUGCGCCUGGACCAGGCAAUCCCUCUGCACAAGCUGGCUAGCAAGUACCGUGUGUGGAGCCUCCAGCAGGGCCUGAGCCAGUACAUGACAGGGCACCUGUCCAGCGACUCCCCGACCGGCCACGUGGUUGGCUGGUACCAGUACGCCAUGCAGAUCGGCGACGCCAACCUGAGGGACAGCUGCCUCCAGUACCUCUCCUGGAACCUGUCGUCGGUGUUGCAGAGUGGCGAGUGGGGCUCCAUCAGCGACGACCUGCUGCUGUCCCUGAUGCAGCGCUCCGACCUCAUCCUGCAGAGCGAGCUGGAGCUCUACGAGGCCCUGGAAGCCUGGAUCGGCCAGAACCAGCCGGCCGGCCUAACGGUGGAGAAUGCCCUGAGGCAGGUGCGCUACGGCAUGAUCCCCCCGCAGCACCUGUUCCGUCUGCAGAAGCAGUCACCAGUCAUGCUGAAAUACUACGAGUCCAUCCGUGACCUGCUCUUCCUGGCCUUCCAGUUCCACUCGGCCUCGCCUGUCCAGCUGGCCAAAUAUUUUGACGUCAACUGCAGCAUAUUCACGCCACGCAACUACCUGUCACCAUCCUGGGGCUCUCCGUGGGUCAUCAAUAACCCCACGCGCGACGACCGCAGCUUCAGCUUCCAGACCCAGCUGGGCCCCAGCGGCAGCGACGCCAGCAAGCGGGUGACCUGGAACGCCCUGUUCUCCCCGCGCUGGCUCCCGCUCAGCGUGCGCUCCGCCUAUACAAACGAGAUGCAGGCCACACGCACUGACGGCGGUCGUCCUCGCAUCAUCGUCACCCCAGCCACUUCCAGCCCCGACUUCGCAGGUGUGAGCUUCCAGAAGACGGUGAUCGUGACGGCGAGGCAGGGGGGUAAAAUGGUGGUUCGUCACGUCUACAACUUCCACCAGAGCACUGAGGAGGCCGGGGAUUUCCUGGUGGAAGCCGACCUUCACCGCCGGGCGUCUGAAUACCUCAUCGACAGCUCCCUCUACCUGCACGUCGUGGUAAAGCCCCUUUACCACAGCCUCAUUGUUGCCAGGAAAUAGGCCAAGAGGUUGUUGUUGCCUUAGUAACCAACGGUUCCCAUUAGAUGGUCAAGUUGCAGAGUAAAAAUUGGCUAUAUCAUAAACAAAUGAUGAAAACAAAACAUUUGCUUUUUGGUCUUAAUUUAAGGUACAGUGUGGUUUGCAGUGUGGUUGAGGUUAUAUUUCAAGAACAGAAAUGGUAGAAAUAGUCUGGGUGUAUGACUUUUGAACUUGCCCAGACAGUGAUGACCGUAACCAACUGCCCUCCCUGCUGAGUCCCCCCCUAGCCUGCAGACAAAGUCACACAUGCACACACUCAUAUCACAACUCCUGUUUAUUGGCCUGGUACUGGGCACCUCUGUUCUACAUAAGGUAAUGGUACUUUUUACAGUAGUGGUUAAGUUUGUCUCCAAACUGUUUUAGCUCUGAAAAGAGGUGUAUGCCAGCUGUAACAGUUAUUUUACCUUUAUUUAACUAGGCAAGUCAGUUAAGAACAAAUUCUUAUUUUCAAUGACGGCCUAGGAACAGUGG